UUUGAGGAUUGGGAUAAUUAAUUAAUUUUGUCAGGUCCUCAAAAAAACAUUUUUAUUAGUUUUCACGAACAUUCAUUACAUAGAAUAUCUUGAAUUAAGUUGAAUAAAUAAUAGAAAAUCAUUUUGACAUGUUUUUUUCGUGAAAAGUCACACUUGACGAAGACGUGUCACUUCCGUUCUUCUUACGGUGUUUUAGCUCAACGAAACAAUUGUUACCACGUCUCAUCACUCGUGGCACUUUGUCGGUGUACUUUAUUGAGAGAAAAAAUGAAGGGCAGCGGAAUGGCCCUCGCGAAUAUAUUUUUAUGUUUCCUCUGUAUUUUCACCGUCGCUAGUGCCGGUGGCCCUACUCUAGUGUUACUCGAUAAUCUAGCAAUCAAAGAAACACAUUCCAUAUUCUUUAAAUCGUUGCAAGACAGAAACUACUUCCUGACAUUUAAAUUGGCUGAUGAUGCGAAUCUUGUACUCUCCAAGUAUGGCGAAUUUCUGUACAAACAUUUGAUAAUAUUUGCCCCGGGAGUGGAGGAGUUUGGUGGAGCAUUGAACGUCAAAGCUAUAACAGAUUUCAUUGACGGAGGUGGAAAUGUACUAAUUACUGGUUCAUCACAAAUUGGAGAAGUUCUCAGAGAAUUAGCAACAGAAUGUGGCUUUGAGUGUGAUGAGGAGGGCACUUCAGUCAUUGAUCACAUGGCAUAUGACUCCAGCGAUGCUGGUCACCAUACAACGAUAGUUGCCGAUCCCUCAAAUCUGAUUGAUGCACCUGUCAUUGUGGGAGACAAAAAUGUUGCCCCCCUUCUCUAUCGUGGCACCGGAUUGAUAGCUGAUUCUGACAAUCCUCUUGUUCUACGACUCUUGACGGCUUCUAGUACUGCUUAUUCUUACAAUCCAGAUCUUCCUGUCAAAGAAUAUCCCCAUGCUGUGGGCAAAAACACACUUCUGAUCGCAGCUUUGCAGGCACGGAAUAAUGCUAGAGUGCUGUUCUCAGGCUCUUUGUACUUCUUCAGUGACGAAGCUUUUACCAGCCCUGUUCAGAAAACACAAGGUGGACGACGUUACGAGAAGUCUGGCAACGAAGAGGUCGCGAAAUCCAUAGCUCAAUGGACCUUCAAGGAGAACGGUGUGAUUCGAGUCUCAUCGGUUCAUCACCACAGAAUCGGCGAGCCACAACCACCCGCGGCAUACACGAUAAUGGACGACGUUUUGUAUACCAUAGAAGUCGAAAAACUCUUUGGCGGCAAAUGGGUUCCUUACGAAGCAAAUGACUUGCAAUUGGAAUUCGUGAGAAUCGAUCCGUUUGUUCGUAUGACCAUGAAACACGUUGGAAACGGACGUUACGAGGCUAAAUUCAAGAUUCCUGACGUCUAUGGUGUUUAUCAGUUUAAGGUCGAUUACACGAGAAUUGGACUUACUCACUUAUACAGUUCAACUCAAGUUUCCGUACGUCCCGUUCAACAUACUCAAUACGAGAGAUUUAUACCGAGCGCUUAUCCCUAUUACGUGAGCGCAUUCUCCAUGAUGGGCGGUGUAUUCUUAUUCUCACUCGUGUUUCUCCAUUACAAGGAAAAUACUAAAUCAAAAUCCGAGUAAAAUCGGUUUUUUAGUUAUUGAAGAAAAAAAAAUUCGAUACAACGGCAGAACUGGACUGCAAAAAAAAAUUUCGUUUCCCAACGCAAGCAUAGCUGUGGCAAAAUAAUUAACAAAAUGAAAAAUGAAAACAGAACAAUCUUUUAAAUUUAUUUCUGACAAAAUCGCAUGGGAAAUCCUAAAACUGCAUUUCAUGCUAUUUAUAUUUGUUAUUUCAAAUCUUCGUAUCAAUACCCUCGAUCGUAAAAGCCCCAGCGACGAUCUUGUUAAAGAUUUCCAAUGCGAUCUUUCUACAAAACGAAUGAAUGAACAUCAUCGAAUUUGUUACUCCAUAAAAAACAAUUCACCAAGUUUGAAUGUGUGGGCGAUCAAAAAAAGAUACAAAGAAAAUAAAACGUUCAAGUGAAUGUAACAA
This is a messenger RNA of Venturia canescens, 1999 nucleotides long. RefSeq names its product dolichyl-diphosphooligosaccharide--protein glycosyltransferase non-catalytic subunit Ost48 (gene Ost48). Bases 268 to 1587 code for a protein of 439 amino acids. The transcript has 3 exons. Gene Ontology annotation, cellular component: endoplasmic reticulum membrane; oligosaccharyltransferase complex. The record is from RefSeq and is a predicted model, not a curated record. Lineage: Eukaryota; Metazoa; Arthropoda; Insecta; Hymenoptera; Ichneumonidae.